This is a messenger RNA of Sycon ciliatum, 4363 nucleotides long. RefSeq names its product krev interaction trapped protein 1-like. The transcript is spliced from 29 exons. Gene Ontology annotation, molecular function: protein binding. Gene Ontology annotation, biological process: regulation of establishment of cell polarity; negative regulation of angiogenesis; cell redox homeostasis. The record is from RefSeq and is a predicted model, not a curated record. Lineage: Eukaryota; Metazoa; Porifera; Calcarea; Leucosolenida; Sycettidae. The coding region runs from base 644 to 3862 and encodes 1072 amino acids. Gene Ontology annotation, cellular component: cytoskeleton; plasma membrane.
GCAGCACGUCAGUAGAAGCUAGCUAGCUGUGUGGCGUGAGGAACGAUUUGCAUUUUCCAUUCUGACCAGUCAUACAGAACUAUUACUUCGGAAGUCUAGCAGCUGAAGCUGGAGGGCUGUGGCCCAGUUUGAUUUGCAUUCGGAGCAGGCAGAGGGUACUGUAGUAACUGCAUCGAAGAAGUAACAGUUUCUUGUGUUUGAAGUAGUAGUGGUCGGUUCAUCUUCUCUUCGGACAGCGGGACAGUCGACAGUCGAGAGAAGCACAGUGCGCUGGCUUCGAAUCCCUGCCCACGAUAUCGUUACGAGAGCUGUAGCGACUAGGAACGACCCAUUGCCUGGAAGGGUGCUGCCUUGCACAUCGUCGACAUCGACGGUCCGGACCGUGGAUCAUCCCGCUAAACUCAACCUGCACUUGCAGCGUCCUGCACACGAGCUGUGUGUAGCGGGUACUGCGGUGAUUCUAGCUGCGGAAGCUGGGCCGUUGGAGGCCCUACUAGUAGCGGUGAUACAGACAGCACACACACGGAGCAGGUCAGUUACCAGGUAAACAGUGCGACCAGCGGCAUUCACGCCUCAAGUGUAUAAUCUGACGCGGCGCCGCUGUCAGUGAACACUGUGAGCGUGAUCCUGUGACUGAGCUGCCAUGGAGCACCCACCGUUGAAUGCAGUGGCCGCCAUCGUCCGCCGGAAGGAACCAAACACACGGCUAGCCAGCACCAGCAAGUACUUGGCGAAGGAUUAUGACAUCGUCCUAGUUCGAGGACAGUCAGAUCAAGAAGAAGGCCCGGGAUCCAGCGGCAAUGCCAAGCCGUCAAAGUCCUCAUUGUUCCUGCCUCUCGGUGCUGUGAAGUUUGGUGAGGAUAGCGGUGCUAGUAUCAUGAAAGGAAUGUACAAUUGGACAAAGGGAGUUGCUGCGUCGGCGUUUCCACAACACGCCAAUCCGCCGGGUCUGCAAGCACGUCGAGCCGUGUUCCUGGGCACAUUCUGCCGUGACAUCUGGAUGGCGAGGACGGGUCAUCGCUCCAGUGCCCCCGCUCACCAGGUUCAGACUAAUCUGCUCUAUCUGAUUGUCACGACGAAAGAAGAGUCUGCAUUCAUGGACGCAUUGCCUGCUAACAAUCACACGCCGGUGUUUGGGUGCUAUCAGUCCGUGCUACAGGCAUCCUACGCCGAGGAGAACAGUCCGUUUGACACGUUGAACAGUAGCAUGUUGGCUGCUGUGGAUAAAUACUUACGAGAACAGCACAUGUUACCCAACGCACUGGCGAUGCUCUUGCAACCGUCCGUACAGCAACGUUUGCGCUGUGCCGCCUGCAAUCCUCAUUACAGAGUCAUGCCGAGUCUGAACACGGAGCAUGAGGAGCAGGAUGAUGAUGAUGCGGAAGCCGUCAACAAGAAACGUGCUAAUCACGUGCGUCAGUUUCCUACAGACGUCGCCGACAUCCACGUUGUCAACCCUCUGCUCAGUAAUGGCGUUCAGUAUCAUGAUCGGGUUGAGCAUGUGGUGGUGAACAGGUUCUAUGGCAAAGGAGAGCCGGACUACAGCAAGGUGUGUGUGCCUGGACAGCCCUAUUGGCAUGUAGACGUAGAGGAGCUGGCCAACACCAGUGCUAGCCGUGUGGAGCUCAUCCUGGAUGAAGACGGUGGAGAAGAAGCCGAAGUAACGGCACUGGACUGGGUGGAUGAGUUCCCGCUGCACUGUGCUGCCAUCGAUGGCCACGUCUCCAGCAUUCUAUCUCUGCUGCAACAGGGCAAGGAUGCCAAUCAGCUGGAUAGCGAUACUUGGACACCACUACACUACGCAUGCUGGAAUGGACAGACGGCAGCGGCUAAGGCACUCAUCGAAACGGGAAGUGCGUCGCCGAUGAAAGCGAACGAGAACGGAGCAACCGCCCUGCACCUGGCUGCGAGUAACGGGCGUGCCGAGGUGUCUCACGUCCUCAUCAACACCUCAAGCGUGGACACGCAGGCGCGUGACAAGGAGGGCCGCACGGCUCUGGACCUGUGCCGGGAACGUCGUCAGAACGACUGGGAAGUAGUGGCCAUGCUUAUACGCGGAGAGCAUACCGACCUUGGACAAGCGUACCGUGCCGCAGCAGCAGCCGCUAUGGCAUCCGCCGACGCCACCGACGUGAUCAAGGGUCAGCGAUACGACGAGAUUGCUCAGCAGGCUAUCAAGAAGCAGCGUAUCAACCUGAUGGAUGGGACGCACAAGAUCAUCACAUUGGAGAAAGGGUUCAACUCAACGUCAGCCGAUAUGCUAGAUGCCCUCUUCACCAUUCUCGGCAUUGGACAGUCCUGCAAGAAGCUCUUUGCCAUCUGGGUGGUUUCCAGAAAUCUUGAGAUGCCGCUAACGGCCAAUCAGAAGCCACUGGAGUUUGUACGCAACUGGCCGGAGCUGCUGAUCCGUUUCCAUGCCAACGAUGAGUCGGGUCAGCCGGACAUGCCGUCGGUGCACAUGAAAAGAGAACCGUCCUGUACCAAAGAUGAAGAAGAAGAGAUUGUCGACCCAGUGGCCACUAAUCUACUGUAUGAAGAAGCUAACCAGCGUGUGACCAGCGGUCUCUACAUUGCUAAUGAACAAGACCUCAUCAACCUAGCUGGUAUUGCUGUUCAGAUCAGCUAUGGUGAUCACAAUGACAUAAUGCAUCGGCAAGGAUUCCUCAAUAACAACAUGCACAAGUUCUUCCCACCCCAAUUGCUCUCGCAAGCCAGCAAGAAGAAGACGGCACACUUGGAGCAGAUGAUCUUGCAAACACAUCGCCAGGUCACCGCCAGGAACUUACCGGAUGAUACGGCUGAGCAGUUGUUGUAUUUGAACUAUUGUCGUCGAUGGCCGGUCUACGGGGCGACAUUCUUCAAUGGACAACUUCUGACAGGCGCGACUAAGACAGCAGAGAUGACGCAGCCAGUUCAUGUUGCAAUUAACGUGGACGGCGUUCACCUGAUGAGAGCCCAGGAUAUGGUGUUUCUCGGCUCGUUCUUCUUCUCCCACAUCACCUGGAGCACAGACUCUACACUUGGUCACCUGACUAUGACCAAGAACGCCGUACGCCCGUCACCGGCCACCACACCCAGCAGUGCCGCCACGUUGAAUGCAGUGACAGACGCACGACAGCUGAAGGUGCAGAUACGCGAGGUGGCGCUCGUCGACACGCUGCUGCUGAAACUCAACGCCAAGUUUACGGAGAUAACAUCCAAGGCUGGACAGAGUGCACAAGAUGCCUGGUCUAAGCAACCGGCCGUUCCUGCGGCCGAGGUGCAGAAGUGGCGCCGUCGCUACGAUCAAGAGGUAUCCAGCCGCAGUCGCAUCACACAGACAGUGGGGUCAACACCAAGUCAGUCAUCCAUCUCUUGCCUGGCAAGAGAUAUCAGCUUGAAAUACUCCCAGUCCUCGCCUGGCCAGCACUUGCAAGCGUGGAGCAAUCUCUGUACUGAGCUUGGUCUAUUCAUGGAACCUGAGGACAUGCAAGCGGCACAGAUGUUGCUGGCUAAUGAGCCGGUGGAUUUCAGGCGUUUGGUUCUCUGGUGGUCUUCUCAGUCGUCACGCCGAUGGUUGUUCUUACUAGAUGACGAUGCUGUGCGCCGUCGUCAGAGGGCUGUGAAGAUGUUCCAAACGGUGGAAGCCACACCAGGAAUGCUCUCCUCCAACCACCUCUCACAGCUACUGGAGCACAUGUCAGCUACCACCGGUAUACAUCUACCACACUCGGGAAAUAUUGAGCGGUGUUUGAGCGAUUUACACGCUCUGUGUACAACGUCCGGCUAUCUACAGCUCAACUGUUACAUUGAUUGGCUGGCCAUGACCGGUUGCCUUGCCGAUAAGCCCUGGGAAACAAUGCCACCACCCAUUUCCAGCUAGACAAGUAGUUCUCUACCUUGGCAACAUCAAAGCAUUUGAUCAUCACCUGAUAGCAGCAUCAAUCAUUACCAUGACAACAACAUCAGUCAUCCCCAUGACAACACCAAUGCUGCGGUAACACAAGCGUUACAAUAGUAAUGGCUAGGAUUUGAGAAAUGAACAAUAUUCAUAAUACAUGCACUGAAAGUAUAUGUACAUUCAGUCAUUCAUGUAUUCUCAUGACAUUUCACAAUUAGUAUUCCAAUUGGCAUAAAAUAUGUCUGCAUAGUUAGGCCAACUAGUCCAACACUAUCAUUAAUUUUAAAAAGAAUGUUGCAUCUCGAAAUUCGGAAACCCGGAAUUUCAUUAUAGUUCAUUUCAUUGCUUUUUUGUGACGCCUGUAUAAACUACAAGUAUAAACUAAGGCGCGACAAACCCUAUUAUUAAACUUGAAAACUAAAUGCUUUCUCACUUCAUCUUUACCGUCCGGAAGUCGGAAACAUACAACUCUCGGUUGUUGCA